Molecule: messenger RNA, 997 nt
Organism: Triticum aestivum (bread wheat)
Lineage: Eukaryota; Viridiplantae; Streptophyta; Magnoliopsida; Poales; Poaceae
Exons: 3
Coding region: 230-733 (167 amino acids)
Source: RefSeq, a predicted model, not a curated record
GCUCGCCCCCACGAUCCCCAACCACGCUCGCCAACCGCACGGCACCCGCGGCCCUCACCGCUCGACACCCACACGAUCCCCAACCACGCCCCGCCGCUCACCACCCGCACGGCCCCGCCGCUCCGUACAAGCGGCUGCACGGCCGAGGCAGCAGCCGUCGUCCCGGCCGCCACCCAAGAACCUCUGCAGAACUACCAGCGCGGGCCGUCCCCCAGGCUCCGCGACUACGAUGGCGGCGACGAACAAGGUUCGCCAGGGAGGCGAGGCCCUGCUGGCGUGCCCAGCCGCCACCACCAGGGCCGCGGGCUGCCGAUGGGCUCAGCCGGGCGGCGGCCGCCCGGGGGCAUCCAGCAGCGCACCGCCGGCAGACAUGGCCCACUCGCCCGUCGCUCUGCGGUGGGAGGAGAAGUUCGACGACGAGGUGGGGUACAGGGACUACGACGAGGAGGAGGAUGAGGAGGGGGAGGGGAGAUUCACUGGGGGGACACGGUCGGGCGGGGCCAUGCCCAUGCCGCCCGCUGGCUUCGUCCUCGACGACCAGGGUUGGUGCAUCGCUGCCGCCUCCAAGCACAUCGUCACCAUCCUCAGAGGUUCAGAAAAUUUCCACUCAUCAGCAUUUGCAGCAUCUGAGAGGUGUAGCAUGCAAAGCUUAAUAAAAUGGAUUGGGAUUUCAGAGUUGAUCUGUGAAUUGGAUUGUUACUUGGGUCAAUUGAUGGUAGCUUGGGUCAACUGAUUGUUACUUGGGUCAAUUGACUAUACUCGCAUGCAAUGUCGGAAGCAGAUGGGUCUCCCAACAAGGGGUUAAAGGCAAAAUCAAUAAAUGCUCAAACAAAUAAUGUCAGAAGAACACUUAGUUGGUAAUUUGUUGAUGAGCUGUGGGAUCACACAAAGUGUGAUAGAGGUGUACGCAGAGUCACAGACAUGGGUCAGCCUAUGUAGUUCUUGUGUCACAUAUCUGUUCUAAAAUAGUAAUUUGAGCUAAAUUCCGUUUUAUCAA